AUGAAGAGUUAUUUUUCUCUUGUGGUGGCUUCCCUUCUGGCACGGCAUGUUUUUGCCGGCGACGACGAGUGGCUGAGCCCCGUGUAUAAGCAAAUCUUUGAAAAGCCUCUCCCCUUCCCUCCAGAGAAGAGUCCAAAAGCGACUUAUUACAACGCAACAACGGGCCAGAGCAUCGAUUAUUAUGAGAUCGACAUUAAGCCAUUCGAGCAGCAGGUCUACCCAGGCCUCAAGCCAGCUAAGCUCGUGGGCUAUGAUGGCGUGUCGCCGGGGCCAACUUUCCGCAUGGAGAGAGGCCGAGAGGCUGUUGUUCGGUUCAGGAACCAUGGUGACAAGGAUAUCUCCGUCCACCUACACGGCUCAUACAGCCGUGCACCCUUCGAUGGUUGGGCAGAGGACGUGACUAAGCCUGGGCAGUAUAAGGACUACUGGUAUCACGACCACGCCAUCCACCACACGGCCGAAAACGCCUACUUCGGCCAGGCGGGAUUCUACAUCCUCCAUGACCAAGCUGAGGACGCUCUGAAAUUACCCUCCGGCAGGUACGAUUUGCCUUUGGCGCUGGCAUCUAAGCAGUACAACAAAGAUGGCACCUUAUUCAGCCCCGCCAGCGAGACUGUUUCUCUCUACGGCGACGUCAUUCAUGUCAACGGGGAGCCUUGGCCAUACUUCAAGGUCGAACCGCGCAAGUACCGUCUUAGAUGGCUGGACACUUCCAUUAGCCGGGCUUUCAAGCUCACCUUCGACGAUCCAAGCAACAAGAAGAUCCCUUUCCAUGUCAUUGCCUCGGAUGCCGGACUCAUGACGAAGCCCGUACAGAGCGACAACCUGGAGAUCGCCAUGGCUGAGCGCUGGGAGAUCGUAAUCGACUUCAGCAACUACAAAGGCAAGAACAUUACUGUCAAGAACGCACGCGACGUGCAGGCCGAUGAGGACUACAACAGCUCGAACAAGGUCAUGCGGUUUGUGGUCGGCAGUGAAGUCACCAGUCAGGAUGGCAACGGCAAUCUACCCUCGUCCCUUCGAGCUGUUCCAUUCCCACCUACAAAGAGUGGUGUCGAUCGCCACUUCAAGUUCGAGCGCAGCAACGGCAUGUGGAUGGUAAAUGGUGUCACCUUCUCCGAUGUCAAGAACCGCAUCCUUGCUAAGCCUGAGCGCGGCAAGGUUGAGAUUUGGGAGCUUGAGAAUAGCAGCGGUGGCUGGUCUCAUCCGGUUCACAUCCACCUUGUCGACUUCCAGAUUCUCUCGCGGUCCGGUGGCCGCUCAGUCCUUCCGUACGAGAAGGAAGCCCUGAAGGAUGUCGUCCUGCUUGGCAAAUCAGAAACCGUACGAGUCAUCGCUCGAUACGCGCCAUAUGACGGCGUGUACAUGUUCCACUGCCACAACCUCAUCCAUGAGGACCACGACAUGAUGGCUGCGUUCAAUGUUACCAGCCUCGCGGACUGGGGAUAUCCCGAGACGACCAAGUUCAUCGACCCCAUGGAAGAGAAGUAUCGAUCCAAGGAUGAGAACGACCACGACUUCGAACCAGAACACAUCCAAGAGCGCCUGUACGACUUCUAUAUGAUGGACGCGUACGAUGACCCAGAAGGCCUCGAGAAGGCGCUCGAGUCGUACUGGGCCAAUGGACCGCCGAAGACCACGCUGGCGACAAGUACGCGGGCUUCCGCUACGUCUGCGGCUAGGGUAGCCUCGUCGGCGAUUACGAAGGCGCCCACGAGCACAAGCACGAAGAAGAAUGACGAUAACAAGAAGACGACCACGAAGAAGAGGAACUAAUGAUGUUACGAAAUUUUUUUGACUAGCUCGGAAAAGGGUACAUAUGAGGCGUUCUGAUACUGUCUUGGAAAUAUUAUUCUACUCUAUUUUGGAAGGGUAUAGAUGGCGUACGGGUCUGUCGCUAACGACUGGCGUAAAGCUUUAAUUU
Trematosphaeria pertusa is the source of this 1924-nucleotide messenger RNA. Its product is annotated as Cupredoxin. The transcript has 5 exons. Gene Ontology annotation, molecular function: copper ion binding; oxidoreductase activity. Bases 1 to 1776 code for a protein of 591 amino acids. Lineage: Eukaryota; Fungi; Ascomycota; Dothideomycetes; Pleosporales; Trematosphaeriaceae. The record is from RefSeq and is a predicted model, not a curated record.